This is a messenger RNA of Tupaia belangeri chinensis (Chinese tree shrew), 12301 nucleotides long. RefSeq names its product lysine methyltransferase 2A (gene KMT2A). The record is from RefSeq and is a predicted model, not a curated record. Gene Ontology annotation, molecular function: protein binding; zinc ion binding; histone H3K4 methyltransferase activity. NCBI's taxonomy places the organism in Eukaryota, Metazoa, Chordata, Mammalia, Scandentia, Tupaiidae. Gene Ontology annotation, biological process: positive regulation of DNA-templated transcription. Gene Ontology annotation, cellular component: histone methyltransferase complex; nucleus.
CAGCCUCCUCGGGGCCGGCCCUGCUCCGGGUGGGCCCGGGCUUCGACGCGGCGCUGCAGGUCUCGGCCGCCAUCGGCACCAACCUGCGCCGGUUCCGGGCCGUGUUUGGGGAGAGCGGCGGGGGAGGCGGCAGCGGAGAGCUAACAACACAGAUCCCAUGUAGUUGGAGAACCAAAGGCCUCAUACAUGACAAAAAGACUGAACCGUUCAGGUUACUUGCAUGGAGUUGGUGCUUAAAUGAUGAGCAGUUCUUAGGUUUUGGCUCAGAUGAAGAAGUCAGAGUGCGAAGUCCCACACGGUCUCCUUCAGUUAAAACUAGUCCUCGAAAACCUCGUGGGAGACCUAGAAGUGGCUCUGACCGAAAUUCAGCUAUCCUCUCAGAUCCAUCUGUGUUUUCCCCUCUAAAUAAAUCAGAGACCAAAUCUGGAGAUAAGAUCAAGAAGAAAGAUUCUAAAAGUAUAGAAAAGAAGAGAGGAAGACCUCCCACCUUCCCUGGAGUAAAAAUCAAAAUAACACAUGGAAAGGACAUUUCAGAGUUACCAAAGGGAAAUAAAGAAGAUAGCCUGAAAAAAAUUAAACGGACACCUUCUGCUACCUUUCAGCAGGCUACAAAGAUUAAAAAAUUAAGAGCAGGUAAACUCUCUCCUCUCAAGUCUAAGUUUAAGACAGGGAAACUUCAAAUAGGAAGAAAAGGGGUACAGAUUGUGCGACGGCGAGGAAGGCCCCCAUCAACAGAACGAAUUAAGACCCCUUCUGGUCUCCUCAUUAAUUCCGAACUGGAAAAGCCCCAGAAGGUCCGGAAAGACAAGGAAGGAACACCUCCACUCACAAAAGAAGAUAAGACAGUUGUCAGACAAAGCCCUCGAAGGAUUAAGCCCGUCAGGAUUAUUCCUUCUUCGAAAAGGACAGAUGCAACAAUUGCUAAGCAACUCUUGCAGAGGGCAAAAAAGGGGGCUCAAAAGAAAAUGGAAAAAGAAGCAGCUCAGCUGCAGGGAAGAAAGGUGAAGACACAGGUCAAAAAUAUCCGACAGUUCAUCAUGCCUGUCGUCAGUGCUAUCUCCUCGCGGAUCAUUAAAACCCCUCGGCGGUUUAUAGAAGAUGAGGAUUAUGACCCUCCAAUUAAAAUUGCCCGACUCGAGUCUACCCCCAACAGUAGAUUCAGUGCCACAUCCUGUGGAUCUUCCGAAAAAUCAAGCGCAGCUUCUCAGCACUCCUCUCAAAUGUCUUCAGACUCCUCCCGAUCUAGUAGCCCCAGUGUUGAUACCUCCACAGAUUCUCAGGCCUCUGAGGAGAUUCAGGUACUUCCUGAAGAGCGGAGCGAGACCCCUGAAGUUCAUACUCCACUGCCUAUUUCCCAGUCCCCGGAAAAGGAGAGUAAUGAUAGGAGAAGCAGAAGGUAUUCCGUGUCGGAGCGAAGUUUUGGAUCUAGAACAACUAAAAAAUUAUCAACUCUACCAAGUGCCCCCCAGCAGCAGACCUCCUCCUCUCCUCCUCCACCUCUGCUUACUCCACCCCCACCGCUGCAGUCUGCCUCCAGUAUCUCCGACCACACACCGUGGCUCAUGCCUCCAACAAUCCCCUUAGCAUCACCGUUUUUGCCUGCAUCUGCUGCUCCCAUGCAAGGGAAGCGAAAAUCUAUUUUGCGAGAACCGACGUUUAGGUGGACUUCUUUAAAACAUUCUAGGUCAGAGCCACAAUACUUUUCCUCAGCCAAGUAUGCCAAAGAAGGUCUUAUUCGCAAACCAAUAUUUGAUAACUUCCGACCCCCUCCACUAACUCCUGAGGACGUUGGCUUCGCGCCUGGCUUUUCUACAUCUGGUACUGCUGCUUCAGCCCGAUUGUUUUCACCACUCCAUUCUGGAACAAGGUUUGAUAUGCACAAAAGGAGCCCUCUUCUGAGAGCUCCAAGAUUUACUCCAAGUGAGGCUCACUCUAGAAUAUUUGAGUCUGUAACUUUGCCUAGUAAUCGAACUUCUGCUGGAACAUCUUCUUCAGGAGUAUCCAAUAGGAAAAGGAAACGAAAAGUGUUCAGUCCUAUUCGAUCUGAACCAAGAUCUCCUUCUCACUCCAUGAGGACAAGAAGUGGAAGGCUUAGUACUUCUGAGCUAUCACCUCUCACCUCCCCAUCUUCUGUCUCUUCCUCGUUAAGCAUUUCUGUUAAUCCUCUUGCCACUAGUGCCUUAAACCCAACUUUUACUCUUUCUUCUCAUUCCCUGACUCAGUCUGGGGAAUCUGCAGAGAAAAAUCAGAGACCAAGGAAGCAGACUAGUGCUCCAGCAGAGCCAUUUCCAUCAAGUAGCCCUACUCCUCUCUUCCCUUGGUUUACCCCAGGCUCGCAGACUGAAAGAGGGAGAAACAAAGAAAAGGCCCCUGAGGAGCUGUCCAAAGAUCGAGAUGCUGACAAGAGCGUGGAAAAGGACAAGAGUAGAGAGAGAGACCGGGAGAGAGAAAAAGAGAAUAAGCGGGAGUCAAGGAAAGAGAAAAGGAAAAAGGGAUCAGAAAUUCAGAGUAGUUCUGCUUUGUAUCCUGUGGGUAGGGUUUCCAAAGAGAAGGUUGUUGGUGAAGACGUUGCCACUUCAUCUUCUGCCAAAAAAGCGACAGGGCGGAAGAAGUCUUCAUCACUUGAUUCUGGGACUGAUAUUGCUUCUGUGACUCUUGGGGAUACAACAGCUGUCAAAACCAAAAUAAUUAUAAAGAAAGGGAGAGGAAAUCUGGAAAAAAACAACUUGGACCUCGGCCCAACUGCCCCAUCCCUGGAGAAGGAGAAAACCCUCUGCCUUUCCACUUCUUCAUCUAGCACUGUUAAACAUUCCACUUCCUCCAUAGGCUCCAUGUUGGCUCAGGCAGACAAGCUUCCAAUGACUGACAAGAGGGUUGCCAGCCUCCUAAAAAAGGCCAAGGCCCAGCUCUGCAAGAUUGAGAAGAGUAAGAGUCUUAAACAAACUGACCAGCCCAAAGCACAGGGUCAAGAAAGUGAUUCAUCAGAGACCUCUGUGAGGGGACCCCGGAUUAAACACGUCUGCAGAAGAGCUGCUGUUGCCCUUGGCCGAAAACGAGCUGUGUUUCCUGAUGACAUGCCCACCCUGAGUGCCUUACCAUGGGAAGAACGAGAAAAGAUUUUGUCUUCCAUGGGGAAUGAUGACAAGUCAUCUAUUGCUGGCUCAGAAGAGGCUGAACCUCUUGCUCCACCCAUCAAACCAGUUAAACCCGUCACUAGGAACAAGGCACCUCAGGAACCUCCAGUUAAGAAAGGACGGCGAUCACGGCGGUGUGGGCAGUGUCCUGGCUGCCAGGUGCCUGAGGACUGUGGUGUCUGUACUAAUUGCUUAGACAAGCCCAAGUUUGGUGGCCGCAAUAUAAAGAAGCAGUGCUGCAAGAUGAGAAAAUGUCAGAAUCUACAAUGGAUGCCUUCCAAAGCCUACCUUCAGAAGCAAGCUAAAGCUGUGAAAAAGAAAGAGAAAAAGUCUAAGGCCAGUGAAAAGAAAGAGAGUAAAGAGAGCAACGUUGCAAAGAACGUGGGGGACUCGAGCCAGAAACCUGCACCAUCAGCAAGAGAGGAAUCUGCCCCAAAGAAAAGCAGUAGCGAGCCUCCUCCACGGAAGCCCAUCGAGGAAAAGAGUGAAGAAGGCAGCUCCUCCGCCCCGGGGCCUGAGUCCAAGCAAGUCACCACACCAGCUUCCAGGAAGUCCAGCAAGCAGGUUGCCCAACCUGCUCCAGUCGUCCCUCCUCAGCCGCCUAGCACAGGGCCACCAAGAAAAGAAGUUCCCAAGACCACUCCUAGUGAGCCCAAGAAGAAGCAGCCUCCACCACCAGAAUCAGGUCCAGAACAAAGCAAGCAGAAAAAGGUGGCUCCCCGUCCAAGUAUCCCUGUAAAACAAAAACCAAAAGAAAAGGAAAAACCUCCUCCCAUGAGUAAGCAGGAGAGCGCCAGCACUUUGAACAUCCUCAGCGCUCUCUCUAAUGGCAAUAGUUCCAAGCAGAAAGUCCCAGCUGAUGGCGUCCACAGGAUCAGGGUGGACUUCAAGGAGGAUUGUGAAGCAGAAAACGUGUGGGAGAUGGGAGGCUUAGGAAUCUUGACCUCCGUUCCGAUAACGCCCAGGGUGGUUUGCUUUCUCUGUGCCAGCAGUGGCCAUGUGGAGUUUGUAUAUUGCCAAGUCUGUUGUGAGCCUUUCCACAAGUUUUGUUUGGAGGAGAAUGAGCGCCCUCUGGAGGACCAGCUGGAAAACUGGUGUUGUCGCCGCUGCAAGUUCUGUCACGUUUGUGGAAGGCAGCACCAGGCUACCAAGCAGCUGCUGGAGUGUAAUAAGUGCCGAAAUAGCUAUCACCCUGAGUGCCUGGGACCAAAUUACCCCACCAAACCCACGAAGAAAAAGAAAGUUUGGAUCUGUACCAAGUGUGUUCGCUGCAAGAGCUGUGGGUCCACGACACCAGGCAAAGGGUGGGAUGCACAGUGGUCUCACGAUUUCUCGCUGUGCCAUGACUGUGCCAAACUCUUCGCUAAAGGAAACUUCUGCCCACUCUGUGACAAGUGUUAUGAUGAUGACGACUAUGAGAGUAAAAUGAUGCAGUGUGGGAAGUGUGAUCGCUGGGUCCAUUCCAAAUGUGAGAAUCUUUCAGGUACAGAAGAUGAGAUGUACGAGAUUCUAUCUAACCUGCCGGAAAGUGUGGCCUACACUUGUGUAAACUGCACUGAGCGACAUCCUGCCGAGUGGAGACUGGCCCUUGAAAAGGAGCUACAGAUUUCUCUGAAGCAAGUUCUGACAGCCUUGUUGAAUUCCCGGACUACCAGCCAUUUGCUACGCUACCGGCAGGCUGCCAAACCUCCAGACUUAAAUCCUGAGACAGAGGAGAGUAUACCUUCCCGGAGCUCCCCGGAAGGACCCGAUCCCCCAGUGCUUACCGAGGUCAGCAAACAGGAUGAUCAGCAGCCUUUAGAUCUGGAAGGAGUGAAGAGGAAAAUGGACCAAGGGAACUAUACAUCUGUGUUGGAGUUCAGCGAUGAUAUUGUGAAGAUCAUCCAAGCAGCCAUUAAUUCAGACGGAGGGCAGCCGGAAGUUAAAAAAGCCAACAGCAUGGUCAAGUCCUUCUUCAUUCGGCAAAUGGAACGUGUUUUUCCAUGGUUCAGUGUCAAAAAGUCCAGGUUUUGGGAGCCAAAUAAAGUCUCAAGCAACAGUGGGAUGUUACCAAACGCAGUGCUUCCACCUUCACUUGACCAUAAUUAUGCUCAGUGGCAGGAGCGAGAGGAAAACAGCCACACUGAGCAGCCUCCUUUAAUGAAGAAAAUCAUUCCAGCUCCCAAACCCAAAGGGCCUGGAGAACCAGACUCACCAACGCCCCUGCAUCCUCCUACACCGCCAAUUUUGAGUACUGACAGGAGCCGAGAAGACAGUCCAGAGCUGAACCCACCCCCGGGCACAGAAGAUAACAGACAGUGUGCGUUAUGUUUGACGUAUGGUGACGACAGUGCGAAUGAUGCUGGUCGCUUGCUAUACAUUGGCCAGAAUGAGUGGACACACGUAAAUUGUGCUUUGUGGUCAGCGGAAGUGUUUGAAGAUGAUGAUGGAUCACUAAAGAAUGUGCAUAUGGCUGUGAUCAGGGGCAAGCAGCUGAGAUGUGAAUUCUGCCAGAAGCCGGGAGCCACAGUGGGCUGCUGCCUCACCUCCUGCACCAGCAACUACCACUUCAUGUGUUCCCGAGCCAAGAACUGCGUCUUUCUGGACGAUAAAAAAGUGUACUGCCAACGACAUCGGGAUCUGAUCAAAGGCGAGGUGGUUCCUGAGAAUGGAUUUGAAGUUUUUAGAAGAGUGUUUGUGGACUUUGAAGGAAUCAGCUUGAGGAGGAAGUUUCUCAACGGCUUAGAACCAGAAAACAUCCACAUGAUGAUUGGCUCUAUGACGAUUGACUGCUUGGGAAUCCUGAACGAUCUCUCUGACUGUGAAGAUAAGCUCUUUCCUAUUGGAUACCAGUGUUCCAGGGUGUACUGGAGUACCACAGAUGCUCGCAAGCGCUGUGUGUACACGUGCAAGAUUGUGGAGUGCCGCCCCCCCGUCGUAGAGCCGGACAUCAACAGCACUGUCGAACACGAUGAGAACAGGACCAUCGCCCACAGCCCAACGUCUUUUACAGAAAGUUCAGCUAAAGAGAAUCAAAACGCAGCUGAAAUUGUAAGUCCUCCAUCACCAGACCGACCUCAUUCACAAACUUCUGGCUCCUGUUAUUAUCAUGUCAUCUCAAAGGUCCCUAGGAUUCGAACACCCAGUUACUCUCCAACACAGAGAUCCCCUGGCUGUCGGCCAUUGCCUUCUGCAGGAAGUCCUACCCCGACCACUCAUGAAAUCGUCACGGUGGGUGACCCUUUACUCUCCUCUGGACUUCGAAGCAUCGGCUCCCGGCGUCACAGUACUUCUUCCUUGUCGCCCCAGCGGUCUAAACUCCGGAUCAUGUCUCCAAUGAGAACUGGGAAUACUUACUCCAGGAAUAGCGUUUCCUCUGUCUCCAUGACUGGGACCGCUUCUGAUCUUGAGUCAAGUGCCAAAGCAGUCGACCAUGCCUUAGGGUCGCUGAAUCCAAGUACUAAUUCAGGGCAGAGCACUCCCGCCUCUUCACAUUUGCAGAGGACAGCAGGUACUGGAGGUGCCAGAUCCAGCCACUUGGAUGGGUCAUCUUCAGAAACGAAGCAUUCCGGUGCUUCAGACAUGGCCCCCAAGAGCUCCUCUUUAAAAGGAGAAAAGACCAAAGUGCUAAGUCCCAAGAGUUCAGACGGAUCUGCACAUAACAUGGCUUACCCUGGGAUUCCUAAGCUGACCCCCCAGGUUCAUAACACAGCAUCUGGAGAGCUGAACGUCAGUAAAAUGGGCACUUUCACUGAGCCCUCUUCAGUGUCGUUUUCUUCUAAAGAGGUUCUCUCCUUCCCACAACUCCAUUUAAGAGGGCAGAGAAAUGAUCGAGACCAACAUAUGGAUCCUGCCCCCUCAGUAAACCCCUCUCCAGAUGAAGAUUCCGAAGUCAAAACCCUGAAGCUCUCUGGAGUGAGCAACAGAUCAUCCAUUGUCAAUGAACAUGUGGGAUCUAGCUCCAGAGACAGGAGACAGAAAGGGAAAAAAUCUUGUAAAGAGACUUUCAAAGAAAAGCAUUCCACUAAAUCUUUUUUGGAACCUGGUCAGGUGACAACUGGUGAUGAAGGAAACCUAAAGCCAGAGUUUGUUGAUGAGGUUUUGUCUCCUGAGUUUAUGGGGCAGCGACCGUGUAAUAAUGUUUCUUCUGAUAAGAUUGGGGAUAAAACUCUAUCUGUUCCAGGAGUCCCCAAAGCUGCAUCCAUGCAAGCAGAAGGAUCUACCAAGGAACAACAGGCACCCCGGAAACGCACAGUCAAAGUGACACUGACACCUCUAAAAAUGGAAAGUGAGAAUCAAUCCAAAAAUGCCCUAAAAGAAGGUAGUCCUGCUUCCCCUUCACAAAUAGAGGCGGCAUCGCCAACAGAACCCAUCUCAGCCUCUGAGAGCCCAGGAGACGAUCCAGUGGCUCAGCCAAGCCCCAACAACACCUCAUCCCAGGAUUCUCAAAGUAACAACUACCAGAAUCUUCCUGUGCAGGACAGAAACCUGAUGCUUCCAGAUGGCCCCAAACCUCAGGAGGAUGGCUCUUUUAAGAGGAGGUACCCCCGUCGCAGUGCCCGCGCACGCUCUAACAUGUUCUUUGGGCUCACGCCACUCUAUGGAGUGAGAUCCUAUGGUGAGGAAGACAUUCCAUUCUAUAGCAGUUCCACCGGGAAAAAGCGAGGCAAGAGGUCAGCCGAAGGACAGGUGGACGGGGCUGACGACUUGAGCACCUCAGACGAGGAUGACUUAUACUUUUACAAUUUUACUAGGACCGUGAUUUCUUCAGGGGGAGAGGAACGGCUAGCAUCCCAUAAUUUAUUUCGGGAGGAGGAACAAUGUGAUCUUCCCAAAAUUUCCCAAUUGGAUGGUAUUGAUGAUGGAACAGAGAGCGAUACCAGCGUCACAGCCACGACGAGGAAAAGCACCCAGAUUCCGAAAAGAAAUGGUAAAGAAAACGGGACAGAGAACUUGAAGAUCGAUCGGCCUGAAGAUGCUGGGGAAAAAGAACAUGUCAUUAAGAGUUCCGUCGGCCACAAAAAUGAGGCAAAGAUGGAUAACUGCCACUCCGUAAGCCGAGUUAAAACGCAGGGACAGGAUUCCUUGGAAGCUCAGCUCAGCUCUCUGGACUCGAGCCGCAGAGUCCACACAAGUACUCCUUCGGACAAAAAUUUGCUCGACACCUAUAAUACCGAGCUCCUGAAGUCGGAUUCAGACAAUAACAACAGCGAUGACUGUGGGAACAUCCUGCCUUCGGACAUCAUGGAUUUUGUGCUGAAGAAUACACCAUCCAUGCAGGCUUUGGGUGAGAGCCCAGAGUCCUCUUCAUCUGAACUCCUGAAUCUUGGUGAUGGUUUGGGUCUUGACAGUAAUCGUGAAAAAGACAUGGGUCUUUUUGAAGUGUUUUCUCAGCAGCUGCCGACAGCAGAACCUGUGGACAGCAGCGUGUCUUCCUCUAUCUCCGCAGAGGAGCAGUUCGAGUUGCCUCUAGAGCUGCCAUCUGAUCUCUCUGUCCUGACCACCCGGAGUCCCACUGUCCCUAGUCAGAAUCCCAGUAGACUAGCUGUCAUCUCAGACUCGGGGGAGAAGAGAGUGACCAUCACAGAAAAAUCUGUAGCCUCCUCUGAAGGUGACUCAGCACUGCUGAGUCCGGGAGUUGAUCCAACUCCUGAAGGCCACAUGACUCCUGAUCAUUUCAUCCAAGGACACAUGGAUGCAGAUCACAUCUCCAGCCCACCUUGUGGCUCAGUGGAGCAAGGUCAUGGCAACAAUCAGGAUUUAACUAGAAACAGUAGCACCCCUGGCCUUCAGGCACCCCUGUUACCACAGAGUGUGGGAGGAACUGCUGCCACGGCGGCGGGCACAUCAACAAUCAGCCAGGACACUAGUCACCUCACUUCCGGGCCUGUGUCUGGCCUGGCAUCCGGUUCCUCCGUCCUGAAUGUGGUGUCCAUGCAAACUACCACCACCCCUACAAGUACCACGUCUGUCCCCGGACACGUCACCUUAACCAACCCAAGGUUGCUCAGUACCCCAGAUAUCGGCUCAAUAAGCAAUCUGUUAAUCAAAGCUAGCCAACAGAACCUGGGGAUUCAGGACCAGCCCGUGGCUUUACCGCCCAGUCCAGGAAUGUUCCCACAACUGGGGACAUCACAGACUCCCUCUACUGCCACUAUGACAGCGGCAUCUAGCAUCUGUGUGCUCCCCUCCACUCAGACUACGAGCAUGGCAGCCACUUCACCGCCGGGGGACGCCGAAGAACACUAUCAGCUGCAGCACGUCAACCAGCUUCUUGCCAGCAAAACCGGGAUCCUCUCUUCCCAGCGGGAUCUUGACUCUGCUCCAGGGACCCAGGUCGCCACCUUCACCCAGACAGUAGAUGCUCCUAGUAGCAUGGGGCUAGAGCAGAACAAGGCUUUACCCUCAGCUAUGCAAGCCGGCUCAGCCUCUCCUGGGGGCUCCCCACCCUCCGGACAGCAGUCAGCCAGCCCCUCAGUGCCGGGCCCCACGAAACCCAAACCAAAAAUCAAACGGAUUCAACCUCUGGACAAAGGGAAUGGCAAGAAGCACAAAGUUUCCCACUUGCGGACCAGUCCUUCGGAAGCACACAUUCCAGACCAAGAAGCCAGCACAUCCCUGACCUCAGUCCCAGGGACUCCAGGAGGCGAGGCGGAGCAGCAGGACACAGCUAAUGUGGAGCAGACCUCACAAAAGGAGUGUGGGCAGCCGGCAGGGCAAGCGGCUGUUCUUCCAGAGAUUCAGGCAGCACAAAAUCCAGCAAAUGAACAAGAAAAUACAGAGCCUAAACCAGUGGAAGAAGAAGAAAGUAACUUCAGCUCUCCGCUGAUGCUUUGGCUCCAGCAAGAACAAAAGCGGAAGGAAAGCAUUGCUGAGAAAAAGCCCAAGAAAGGACUUGUGUUUGAGAUUUCAAGUGACGAUGGCUUUCAGAUCUGUGCAGAAAGCAUUGAAGAUGCCUGGAAGUCAUUGACAGACAAGGUCCAGGAGGCUCGGUCCAAUGCCCGUCUAAAACAGCUCUCGUUUGCAGGUGUUAACGGUUUGAGGAUGCUGGGGAUUCUCCACGAUGCAGUUGUGUUCCUGCUCGAGCAGCUGUCUGGUGCCAAGCACUGUCGGAAUUACAAAUUCCGUUUCCACAAGCCAGAGGAAGCCAAUGAACCCCCCUUGAACCCUCAUGGCUCGGCCAGAGCUGAAGUCCACCUGAGGAAGUCAGCAUUUGACAUGUUUAACUUCCUGGCUUCUAAACACCGACAGCCUCCCGAAUACAACCCUAAUGAUGAGGAAGAGGAGGAAGUGCAGCUGAAGUCAGCUCGGAGGGCCACGAGCAUGGAUCUGCCAAUGCCCAUGCGGUUCCGGCAUUUAAAGAAGACGUCUAAGGAGGCGGUUGGUGUCUACAGGUCUCCCAUCCAUGGCCGAGGUCUUUUCUGUAAGAGAAACAUCGACGCGGGCGAGAUGGUGAUUGAGUAUGCCGGCAAUGUCAUCCGUUCCAUUCAGACUGACAAGCGAGAGAAGUACUACGACAGCAAGGGCAUUGGUUGCUACAUGUUCCGAAUCGAUGACUCAGAGGUAGUGGAUGCCACCAUGCAUGGAAAUGCUGCACGCUUCAUCAAUCACUCCUGUGAGCCUAACUGCUACUCUCGGGUCAUCAAUAUCGACGGCCAGAAGCACAUUGUCAUCUUUGCCAUGCGUAAGAUCUACCGAGGCGAGGAACUCACCUAUGACUAUAAGUUCCCCAUUGAGGAUGCCAGCAACAAGCUGCCCUGCAACUGUGGCGCCAAGAAAUGCCGGAAGUUCCUGAACUAAAGCUGCUCUUCCCCCAGUGUUGGAGUCCUAGACCCAGGCCAUCCAGAGCCAUGUCGAAGGCCUUUUCCAGCAGCGGGGAGCUCCAGGGUGGAGUGGGCACGGUGGAGGGCCUCUGCGACGGCCGACACCCCUCCGUCCCAUAUUCAGGUUGUACUUGUGAUCGCAGUCCUGGAAAGAGACGAGGUCUCGAAGGAAGCAUCCACGACCGGCUUUCUCCUGGGGCCCUCUGCUCCUUCACCGUUAAAAAGUGGGAGGUGGGGUCCCUAGCAGACUUGCCUGGAACAAGCCUCUAGAGGGCUGGUUCCUUUGGGAGAUCCCGCCUGAGGGUCUCCUCAGAGAGAAGUUGCCAUCCUCGCCCUGGCCCUUUCCCAAGCACUCUAAGUGAGGGGUCAGGCAGGGCCCCGGAAUACGCGGGUUGGAUACCUGAUAGUUUGCCGGCCAGGCCCGCCUCUGGCUGUCUGUUGAGCAAACAGGUCUGGUGGCUGUCCCUGCUAUCCUCCCGCUUAGAGUUCACUUCUGGUUGGGAGCAGGAUCCUAGCAUCUCUGGUGUCAAAAGGCUGUCUUGGGGUUGUGCCAAUUUUUACCAAACAUUGAGCCUGUGGGCUGUCAGUGGGAGUAUUAUCCCCAGAGCCUUAUCAGCCAGUUACCUUUCUUGACAGUAGGAGCGGCUUCCCUCUCCCAUUCCUUCUCUGCACUCCACUCUUCCACUCCCCUGCCCUUCAUCACACUCUGUCCUGUUCUUUCUGAGUGGUCAGGGAGAGUCACUCCCUGCUCAAGGAUACCCACUGCUGGGCGUAGGAUGUGCCCACAGCAAGUCCCUGAACCCGUCCCUUGAGCAUGCCAUGUGGGAAAGUGGACAGGGCCGUCGGCCAUAACCAGGCAGGAUUCUCAGAAGUCUUCACAAAGCCCCACUGAGAGUUUUAAAGAAAUCUAUGUAGCAUGGGUUUUUUAGAAGAGGAAAAAGAUUAUUUAAAUAGAAUUUAAAUCAUGCAACAACCAGAAUAUCACAGCCAGGACGACCCCCGGGCCCCGUUCCCAGGACAUGGUUACUUUAUUUUCCCCUCAUUAAGACAUAGGAAGGCUUAAUUUUAAAAUGGUCGGUGUCCAGUUGAAGGCAGAACACUAAUCAGAUUUCAAGGCCCAAAACUUGGGGACUAGACCACCCCGUGUCAAGAGAACUCCGCCCCCUGUGCAGUCCAUGGUCAAGUCAGUUGAACGACACUACUGCCCCAGUGACUCCUUGGGACAUGGUCAGAACAGCAUCAAAUGUUUCUUCUCUUCCUCCCCCCAGACAGUGUCCUGAACCUGUUAAAUUAAGUCAUUGGCUUUUACUCUGUUCUGUUUACAGUUUACUAUUUAAGGUUUUAUAAAUGUAAAUAUAUUUUGUA